Molecule: messenger RNA, 324 nt
Organism: Chiroxiphia lanceolata (lance-tailed manakin)
Lineage: Eukaryota; Metazoa; Chordata; Aves; Passeriformes; Pipridae
Product: predicted GPI-anchored protein 58
Exons: 1
Coding region: 1-324 (107 amino acids)
Source: RefSeq, a predicted model, not a curated record
AUGAAUCCCAGGAAAGCGGCAGCCCCGGCUCUGAGGCACAGAGAGCACGGACCCACCACAGCCCCAUCCCGGUCCCUGCUGCCGGCAUCGCGCUGCCCCGCGGCCCACUCGGGACCCCGAUCCAGCGAGCCCCCCGUGCCGCGGGCAGCUCCGCUCCCCUCCCCGAUCCCAGUGCCUCACUCGCCCACCGCCGGGGCCGCUCCGCGAUCCCGGGGCCGCUCGCCGAUCCCGGGGCCUCGCUCGCCACCCGCCGCAGCCGCUCCCGCCGCCCAGCACGAUCGAAUUUUGGCGCCGAACGCCCCGGCCGUUAGAGGCGGCGCCUGA